Messenger RNA from Sinocyclocheilus rhinocerous, 988 nucleotides. RefSeq names its product apolipoprotein A-I-like. Lineage: Eukaryota; Metazoa; Chordata; Actinopteri; Cypriniformes; Cyprinidae. Gene Ontology annotation, biological process: cholesterol metabolic process; acylglycerol homeostasis; phospholipid efflux. The record is from RefSeq and is a predicted model, not a curated record. The coding region runs from base 84 to 851 and encodes 255 amino acids. Gene Ontology annotation, molecular function: cholesterol transfer activity; phosphatidylcholine-sterol O-acyltransferase activator activity; phospholipid binding. The transcript is spliced from 4 exons. Gene Ontology annotation, cellular component: extracellular vesicle; chylomicron; low-density lipoprotein particle.
CAUAUAUAUAGCCAGAGCCUGUCCUCACUAAUGCUUACUGGACUAAGAAAUAACUGUGGAACUUGAAGCAAACAACUGUGAAAAUGAAAUUGUAUCUGGUACUUGCCUUUGUGGCAUUCACAGGCUGCCAAGCCAACCUGUUUUAUGCGGAUGAGCCCAAGCCACAGCUGGAGCAGCUGACUGAUGCUUUCUGGAGCUAUGUUUCUCAGGCCACACGCACCGCAGAGGACACACUGAAAAUUAUCAGAGAAUCUCAACUUGGUCAGGAAGUCAAUACCAGACUGACCCAGAGUGCCGAUAUGGCCAGCGAAUAUGCCGUCACCCUCAAGAAACAGAUAGAUCCUCUGACAGAAGAGCUGAUGACCAAAAUCACCAAGGAGGCUGAAGUGUUGAGAGAGCGUCUGGACCAGGACCUGAUCAGCGUGAGAGACAAACUGGAGCCCUAUGCUGACAACCUCAAGAGCCAGAUCCAGCAGAGAGUGGAGCAGCUCAGGACGGCCAUGGCUCCAUAUGCUGACUCCCUGGAUUCUGAGACCCUGAAGGCCACUCUGCUCCAGAAGAGCGAGGAGCUGAGAGGAAACCUGGAGCAGAGCGUGAAGGAGCUGCAGGCUCAGCUGGAGCCCUACACUGCUGAGAUCAAGGAGAAAGUGGACCAGCGUCUGCAGGAGUUCCAGAAGACCGUGACCCCUCUGGCUGAGGAUCUUCAGGCCCAGAUCAGAGAGAGAGCCCAGAUGGUCCAGCAGAGUCUCACACCCUACGCUGAAGACCUGAAAGAAAAGCUGGAUCCCUACGCACAGGACCUGAAGGCCCAACUCACCUCCCUGUAUGAGUCCUUCGCCAAGAGAAAUUAGAUGCUUCAAAGACCUCUUUUGUCACUAACAGAACAGUUUUUCCUUCCAACGUGACUCUAAAAUCCCAUAUCUCUCCAAUAACCAUGACCUAAAUGAAACUACUAGGCAACAACAAUAUCUUUGGUCUUACAUGUAGA